Messenger RNA from Cydia pomonella (codling moth), 3333 nucleotides. RefSeq names its product valacyclovir hydrolase. The coding region runs from base 94 to 957 and encodes 287 amino acids. NCBI's taxonomy places the organism in Eukaryota, Metazoa, Arthropoda, Insecta, Lepidoptera, Tortricidae. The record is from RefSeq and is a predicted model, not a curated record. The transcript has 5 exons.
GUCAAAAUUUUACAUUCAUUCAAAGUGGCACGAACAAGGCAAUAACAAUACGUAUAAUAAGUGAAAAAAUAAAUAAAAUCAUUUUAAUUCAUAAUGUUAAUAAAAUUAAACAGGUUUUUAUGUCCUUUUAUUCGAUUGAAUAAUCAAAAAAUGGCAAGUAGCGUUAAACUAUCUACAGCAGUUCCUAAAGAAGACACCAUCAAAGUCAGAAAUUGGGAUAUAAAUUAUUUAAUAGUGGGUAAUGGACCACACACCAUACUUUUCGCUCCCGGCGCGCUGGGCACAAUAUGGACAGACUUCAAACCGCAAGUUGAAGGCUUCAAUCGCGAGAAGUUCACGCUCGUAGCAUGGGACCCGCCUGGCUACGGGAAGAGCAGGCCACCUGUCAGAGAUUUCCCAGUUAACUUCUAUGAAAAAGAUGCUGAUUAUACUUAUGAAUUUAUGAAAGCAUUGAAUUUUCCCAAGUAUUCUUUGUUGGGCUGGAGUGAUGGAGGCAUUGUAAGCAUGAUCCAUGCGGCAAAAUACCCAGGUGCAGUGCGGAAACUGGUAGUAUGGGGCACCAACUCACUCAUCCUGCCCCAUGAGUUGGAACUGUACAAGAAAACCAGAGACAUCAAAACAUGGUCAGAGAGAAUGAGGAAGCCAAUGAUUGAAGCAUAUGGUGAGGAGCUGUUUGCCAAGUACUGGGCGGAAUGGGUUGAUGCCAUGUCAGCCGUCUUUAAAGCUAACAAUGGGGAUAUCUGCUCACAGCUACUCAAGGAUAUUGUGGCCCCAACCUUGAUACUUUAUGGCGAAAAAGAUCCUAUGGUUGAUAAUAUGCAUGUGUCGCAUUUACAUACUCAUAUAAAAGGAUCAAGAAUACACUUGUACCCGGACGGCAAGCACAACAUCCAUCUUCGCUACGCGGAAGAUUUCAACCGCCGAGUUCAAGAUUUCUUACUCCUACCUUCCGCGUAAUGCAUUUCCUAUAUUUUAUAUUAGGUAUAGAACUUCUGCAGGUUGAUUAUGCCUAAGUUUCAAUUAUUAGUCAUUGAACAAAAGUAGGUACUACAAAGGCAGCGUUGUAAACAAUAGUUUAAGCUAAUUUAGUUUUGCUAUACUACACCCUAUCAAGAGUAUCAAGACCCUGAACUUAAGAGGGAAGAAUAGCUUUGCGAUUCUAGCGAAAUAACGGUAUUUUUUCUAUGAAAUUCCAUUUCUGAAGGAAACGUAUUCCACUAACUAAAUCUUAAAAAAUCACUUUGAUUUUGAUCGCUUCAGCAUAAUAUAGAGUCUGGCUACUGAAAUAUUACACAAUUUUAAGGCGGGAAAUUCAAAAAGUCUUGGGCUGGUCACACCUUGUGUAGUAGGAAUAAUAGUUUUGAUACUAGAAAAUAUUUUCUGUGCACACGUAUGACGUGCACUCAAAGUCAGCUCACAUUAUUUCUACCACUAUGUAAAGUACAAAGAUAUAAUAUAUAGUCAUGUUUCGCUAAGAUAUUUUUAUACCAAAUUACUACUGACCAGUCACUUCACAGAUUUCUUCUAAAUAUUGGUUUUCAGUAACUCGUUACGUUACAAUGUUUUGAUUUUAUUGGUAUUUUCCAGAACUUCUAGUUUAUCCGUUUCUUUACACACUUAGGACUAUUCAUGAGAUUCAGGUAUUAAUAAAUUCACGUACUUAAUCAAAGUUAUAAGCAAAUGUUAGAACUAGUACUUAAAGUAUUAAAAUAUUAAAGAGCACCAACCUACUAAAUUGUUUACGUCUUGUAAACAUAGCAGUUUUUCGCUAUACAACGCUUCGCGUCGCGUCGUUCGCACAUUGUCGUGAUUAUUUUAUUUUAUUAAAUAAUAGUUUGCGGACCUCACUCGGUAUAGUCAUUAUUAAUAUUAUUUAAAAUAAACCCCCUAAAACCGCGAACAAUUUGAAUGAAUGACAUAAAUUGACAACAGACUAUGGAGUGUGGAAUUAAGAGGAGUGGCAUCUCUUAUGGUAGAACGGUAGAACUGUUGCAAAAGUGUCCAGCUGUCAGCUAUAAAUAAUAGUUCCAAAUCUCUCCAGAGCAGCGCUAGAGUAGCUAAGAACCUAGGCGUUAUUGACGGAGUGAAUUGCGCUGUCUAUGAUUUGAAUUUUUUGUUCAAGUACUCUAGGUAUUGUAGCGCCACCUAUUUAAAGUUUUUUGAUGACACUUUUUGGUACAUGGAGAUGUCGUUCCUUAUCUCCACCUUCCGUACAACAGACUUUUAGCUUUUUUUAAAAAUCAUAGACAAUUGGUGAUACCACAAGGAAAUAUCUGUCAACAAUAUUUGGCUAGCCAGACUAUUGAGGUUUAUAGCUUUAAAAAAAAAAUUACUAUAGGGUUGUUUCCAUCAACAAGUCUCAGGGCAUAAUUGUAUCCCAAUAAAUUCUUUUGGAUUAUAAGAACAUUAAAAACUACUUUUACAGUACAUAUGGGGCUACUUUAUAGCACUAGUGCGAGAAGUAGCAUAUUACGUUACUGUGUCGAACAUUUAAAGGGCCAUAUGUACUGUAAAACGUUGUACGAUACAUGUGCGAAUAGGUAAUUCGCAACUCGUGUCGAUUUAAAACACUCCCUUCUGUCGUGUUUUAAUUUAUCGCCACUCGUUUCGAAUUUCCUAUUUUUCGCACUUGUAUCGUAAUGUACUAUUAGGGGACCUGUAAUGACCAUAUUUUUGUAAAUAUUGAAUUUAAAAUAUCUUUUGGCACACGUCACGUGACCAAACUCGAAAUGUCAUUGAAGAUUCUGAUGACGUCACAACUCUCGGAUUGACACUUGACAGUUAGGCGAUAAACAACAAAUGACAAAUGUCAGUUGACAGUUCGUAUCUUCUACGUGUGUAUGUAGUUAUGCGUCAAACCGUAAACUGUGACGUCACACAAUUUUCAAAGAGCGUUUUGGGCGCGAAAGCAUCUGUCAAAAUAUAUUUUGUUAAUUGAACAUAUUUAAAGCCGUUUUUAGUUUAAAAGUUGAAUUUUAGGGCAACUUUUAGUUAAUAUAGAACGUAAUACGAGCGUUUAAAAAAAUUGGAAACAACCCUAUUGCAAAUUUAAAAAAAAUAUGGAAACCCUAUAAACCUGGUUUUUCAUUUAAAAAAACACGGAGAAUGGAAAAUAUUUAGCAGUGGAAAAAUGUUUUUUUUGUAUGGACGAUCACGUGGUAUACUUCCUUAUCAUAUCAAGCUGGCGAACAUUUGUUUAGAAUUAUACAGAGUGCGUAUACUAUUAUAAUGUUUAUUACUUAUAUAUAUUUAAACAACAACUGUAAAUAAAAGCUUAUGUAUGUUAAUCAAAUACAUAUUUUAUUGUUGAUUAAAAUGAAACUGUCAGAUUUA